AUGGACGUCAAUGUUCAAACACAAAUACUUCAUGACCUGCCACCAACAGUGCACAAGUUGAUUGUUAGAUACUUGUAUCAUUGUUCAAAGAAUGAUCGGGCUACAUUGAGCCUGGUGUCCAAGAGCUACCUUCAGUAUGUGGCCAACAUCCAUUCGAGAUUGGACGACUCCCAACAUUGGGAGUACUACCUGGACAACGCACAUCUGCCCAACUUCACCAACAGCCUGCUGAGCGCACACUCGCUCACCUCGGCCAUCUACACAAUGAGCCUGUUGGUCGAACCGUCAAACAAUCGCUACAAACGCAUCUCAGCCAUGCAACAUAUCGACUCGCCCGCACAACUGGACACGAUCGACUCCAAAUGCUUUGCGCGUCUCAAGUUGCUCAUUGUUGACAGUGCUACAUUGUUGCAUCCACGCUUCCAACAUGUCAUUCAAACAUUAGACCGCGUACAAUCCACGCAGUACAAGCGCCACCUCAACAAGCUGUACAUCCGCAUCACCCAUCCCAUCCCCGCGGCCACCUUUGCCCUGAUCCCUCAAGAGGUCAGUCGAUGUUUGAGCAAGGUGUGUCUGGUGUUUAGCAAUUGGCAGUCACACACUGGUGCUCUGGCCGAGGACGAGUACCAGCCCACGAUCGACUAUGUGCGCUCUCUGUCCAAUGUGCGCAAGAUGGUGCUGGACAUCCACCCGACACUGCUCGCGACAUUGUUGGCGGGCUGUCCAACAGUAUUCCCGCAGCUCACCAAGGUCGACCUGCAGACCAAGUUCACAAAGGAGGAAGAGUACCCGUGGGCCACCCUUCAGAUGGUCCCCGAGCUGGCCUGGCUGUCGACUGCUUUCCCGCAGGCCAGCGAGCAGUUCCUGUCGUUCCUUCUCCGCAGCGACACAAUCAGGACCCUUGGCUCGGCCCUCCCCACCACUGUGUCGGUCGCGCGAAACAUACAAAGACAGCGCUCACUCAAGGAUCUCACGCUGCGUCUGUUGGCACCAUCGUCCAUCUGUACGCAUAGCGAGCUGUUGACGUUCAACUUCAUGUUGCCGGAGCAACUCAAUCAUCUCACCGUGUUGUAUGAGCGUGAUGACAAUGGUCCCAUCUUUGACCGACUGAUGAUGGGCAUGCAGAAGCACGAGCGUCUUAACUCGCUGGCCAUUGCCAAGAGUAGCAAUAUAAUGCGAUUGGAUAAUUUGGCAUUCAUGUUGGUUGGCAAUCGAUCGAUCGAGCAUCUCACCGUCACGAACAUCUAUGGCGAGUCGCCCAGCGACCUGGCAUCACUGUUCACCAGUGUGUCCAACAACAACAAGCUCAAGACACUCACGUUGUAUUUCAAUCUGACUCUGCCAUUGUUCCAACAACUGUUCACCGUCCUCGAGACACAUCCAUCACUCUACAAAGUUGUCGUCAAUCGCAAGUCCCUGCCUCAAAAGUUCAAGCCAACACCUGCCCUACUGGCUGUCUAUGAUAUUCAGAUUGGCAGCUCACUAGUCGAGCUAACACGUCUUAUCAAGUAA
Molecule: messenger RNA, 1512 nt
Organism: Acytostelium subglobosum LB1
Lineage: Eukaryota; Evosea; Eumycetozoa; Acytosteliales; Acytosteliaceae
Exons: 1
Coding region: 1-1512 (503 amino acids)
Source: RefSeq, a predicted model, not a curated record